Messenger RNA from Anneissia japonica, 1590 nucleotides. Its product is annotated as ATP synthase subunit s, mitochondrial-like. The transcript is spliced from 5 exons. Lineage: Eukaryota; Metazoa; Echinodermata; Crinoidea; Comatulida; Comatulidae. The coding region runs from base 168 to 860 and encodes 230 amino acids. The record is from RefSeq and is a predicted model, not a curated record.
AGUUGAUGGCCGGAUCACAUACUGAGCAUGCUUCAUGGCAUUGCGUCAAUCAAACCCUUCUCUUCUCCCCAAAAAUGGGCCCUGGAUGGAUAAGUUGCCAGGACUGUCGACUCUACUACUACUACUACUAGGCCUAGGUUUAGGCCAGACCUAGUGAGUGGGCCUUGAUGGCAAAAAAGUGUCUGUUAAGUGUAGCUCAGCUAAGCUGUAGGCUGUCCGCUCCAUAUCAUGGGCUGCUGACCACUCUAACGCAACAACGAGGUCUUUGGGGCAUGUUAAACGCCAUCUUUAAUAAGUUUGACCAAAACAGAGUGGAUGAAGUCGGACCCGACCGUGCUGCAGCUGAAUGGUUGCUCCGUUGUGGCGCAGCUGUAAAAUUCAACGGUUAUGAAAAAUGGAACGAUGACUAUAACACGUUACCAAUGGGAGCAAAAGAUCGCUACCGCAUCGAAGCUGUUGAUGCUACCGACUCUAGUAUCAUGCACCUUGGUUUUGAAUAUUUCAGAGGAUUGGAGAAGAUGAGGCGUUUGAAACUGCACCAUGCAACAUAUAUUACAGAUGAAAGUAUGCACAAACUAGAAAUAUUAAAAGACUCUCUUCAAGAUCUACAAGUAAGCAGCUGUGGUGACGUAUCAGACAAGGGUCUGAUAUCACUUCAUAAGUUAAGCAAGCUCCGCUACUUGUUUCUCUGUGAUCUUCCUGCAGUCAAGAAUAUGGAUACAGUGUUGAGUACCCUCAGAAUUGCAUUACCAAACUGUGAGGUACGGUAUCUCUCAUUGGAGGGAAGGAAGGAUCUGCGAAAAGAACUAUCCAAAGACAGAGAACUUCUCCGAUACAUCGAGGAAUCAACAGCCAAAUGAGGGAAAGAUCUCUUAAUAGCUUUUCUACAGUGUGCUUUACUUUCAGUGGUGUAUCUAGGAGUCUGUAAUUGCCGGGGAGGUGGAGGGGGUGUGGGGCGUGAAGUGGCGAUGCACUAGCACACAAAAUAAGGUGAUUUGAGGUGAUUUUUUACUACCAGAUCAUGAUUUUUAUUUUGGUGGGAAACGGGUGGGGGAGUAUUUUUAUGGAGGGUGCAACUCAGCUACUGUUUACUUCCAGAAUAACCCAUUCUAGGAAUGUGAACUUGUUUAGGGUACAAAAUAUAAUAGAGCAAUAAAAUGGGAGUAAUAUUAAAUAGGGUUGUCAGAUUAUGGACUAAUAUGACAAAAUAUGCUCCCUUCAAGAAUACUGUGUUCAAAGUGUAUGAAUCAUUAAUUAAUAUAGAACGUUUUUGCAACAUUCGUUCUGGUGUGCAGUUUUUGUAGUUGAAUAACUACUUUUCGUUGGGAGGCAGAGGGUGUGGUGUGAUACUUGUGUGUGGUGUAGCAACAUGUAAAAGUGCCUGGCAUGACAAAGUGUUGUCAUCUACAAGAAUUUUAUUGUAUACCUGUCUUUCUGAUAAAAAUUCAUAGUUUGAAUAUCACUCACAAUAAUAAAAACCCAAGACAAUUUUUUUAUGGCCUCUUAGAAUGUAUUUUCAAACAGGACAUCUUCAAUUGCUUUGAUGAUGCCAUUUUUUGUGUUCUUGUGUUAAUAAAUAUCUCAAAAAGA